Molecule: messenger RNA, 1035 nt
Organism: Salvia splendens (bonfire salvia)
Lineage: Eukaryota; Viridiplantae; Streptophyta; Magnoliopsida; Lamiales; Lamiaceae
Exons: 3
Coding region: 120-605 (161 amino acids)
Molecular function (GO): protein binding
Source: RefSeq, a predicted model, not a curated record
AAAUGAUGUAACCUAUUCCUUUUGCUAAAACCCCAAAUCAAGAUAAUCAAUUUGGACGAAAGCCUCGCCCUACCCACACACCGAACUGGAAAAUUUCCUCCCAAUUCACAUCACCCUUUAUGUUUAUGGGAAGAUCAAUUCAAUCUGCACAAAACAUCCAGCAAUUUGUCCGAUUCAUCUCUUCCCCUCAAAUAGAGUCACGCCGCGCUGUCCAAUUGAAACCCAAAUCCAGUGCUCGACCCGACCCGACUGAGCCCACACCCGACCCGCAAAAGCUAAGGGUGCGCACCCGCCUCAUGGAAGCGGCCGAGAACUCCGAGCGGCAGCGGAGGACGCCGCUGGCGGAUGUGGUGUCGGACUGCGCAAGGCGGUGGUUUCAAGACGCGCUCAAGGAGGCCAAAACUGGCGAUACCGCCAUGCAGGUGCUUGUGGGCCAGAUGUAUACAAGUGGAUACGGGGUUGCUAAAGAUGCCCAGAAGGGAAGAGCGUGGAUUAACAGGGCAGCGAGAAGUCGGUCUUCGGCAUGGAAAGUAGGCGAUAAGCGUCCAGGUUAUAAUGCUAGUGAUUCAGAUUCGGACGAGGCAGAAGAAGUCUCAAAUAGUUAAAUGAGUGUACAUCGAUGAUAAUGUGAGUCCUCUUCUCGCCACAUGUCAUCGAGCUUUCUCUUCUUGCUCCCCCCUGUUAUCUAUAGUGCUUUACUGAAAUUGGUUUGUAUUGAGAUAUGCAAUCCCUUCUCUCCUUUUCAUAUCUCCUACUAUCUUUUACUCGUAUCUUUUCACUUUAAUGUUAUAACCAUACUUUUGUAAUGAAUGGCUUGAUGUUUGCUAUUGAUGGAAUUGAUGCAAUGCAGCCAAAAAAGGAGGCUUAAUAUUAGAUUUUACAAUAGGUCUGAUUGAUAGCAAAGUUUGGCCUUAAGUAGAGCUCCACAAGGUGCAACCAAUACAACUAUUGUAAUAUAAUACCGUAUACUAGUAUGUAUUUGUUCGGCUUCCCAGACUUACAUUAUGUGAACGAAAGAUAUCGAUACUUGUUUUA